Arachis duranensis is the source of this 987-nucleotide messenger RNA. RefSeq names its product protein ALP1-like. The coding region runs from base 1 to 987 and encodes 328 amino acids. Lineage: Eukaryota; Viridiplantae; Streptophyta; Magnoliopsida; Fabales; Fabaceae. The transcript has 3 exons. The record is from RefSeq and is a predicted model, not a curated record.
AUGAGUUUGAAUGCAUUUGCAACUUUAUGUGAAUUGCUACAAAUUCAAGGUGGAUUAGACGAAGAUGGUCAUGUUGGCAUAGGCGAGCAAGUAGCUACCUUCUUAAUCAUAUUAGCUCACCAUACCAAAAAUCGCAGCGUACAAGUCAGGUUCUAUAGGUCUGGUGAAACUAUUAGUAGGUAUUUUCAAAAGAUAUUGUGUUCGAUUUUGCGUGUCCAAAGUAUCUUAUUUGCAAAGGCAGACCCUGUACCGGAAGAUUGUGUAGAUCCCAGAUGGAAAUGGUUCAAGGGUUGUCUAGGAGCAUUAAAUGGAACUUAUAUAGAUGUCACAGUCCCAAAGAGUGAUAAAUCUAGAUAUCGGACGAGAAAAUCUAGAAUAUCCACCAAUGUCUUAGGAGUUUGCAAUCGGAACAUGAAUUUCGUCUAUGUCCUUCGUGGUUGGGAAGGAUUGGCAUCUAAUUCAAGGGUACUUAGGGAUGCUAUUACUCGACGUAAUGGCUUGAAAAUACCUAUUGGGUGUUAUUACUUAGUGGAUGCUGGCUAUACCAAUGGGAGAGGAUUUUUAUCUCCUUAUAGAAAUGUUCGUUAUCAUGUGAAUGAGUGGGUUGAAGGUCAUCGAGCACCACAAAAUCAUCUAGAGUUAUUUAAUAAGAAGCAUUCUUCGACUAGAAAUGUAAUUGAGCGGUGCUUUGGGUUGCUUAAGAAAAGAUGGACAAUUCUACGAAGUCCCUCGUUCUAUCCUAUUAGGGUUCAAAGCCACAUUAUUAUUACUUGUUGUUUGUUACAAAAUUUUAUUCGUAUGAACAUGGAUGUUGAUCCCGAAGAAGAUGCAACUCUUUUGCAAGAACACAUACCCGUAGGAGAUGAUACUAUAGUUGAUGAAGCUGACACAAUUGAUGUUGUGGAAAGUAGCCAUGAGUGGACUCAAUGGCGUGAGGACCUAGCAACCGAGAUGUGGAAAAUAUGGAGAGGAGAACAUGGCGCGUAG